Messenger RNA from Elephantulus edwardii (Cape elephant shrew), 927 nucleotides. Its product is annotated as olfactory receptor 51M1-like. The record is from RefSeq and is a predicted model, not a curated record. The transcript has a single exon. Gene Ontology annotation, biological process: G protein-coupled receptor signaling pathway. Lineage: Eukaryota; Metazoa; Chordata; Mammalia; Macroscelidea; Macroscelididae. Gene Ontology annotation, molecular function: olfactory receptor activity; G protein-coupled receptor activity. Bases 1 to 927 code for a protein of 308 amino acids. Gene Ontology annotation, cellular component: membrane.
AUGUUUUAUCUCACUGGUUUUCCUACACUGGAGGCCGUACAACAUUGGAUUUUCAUUCCCUUUUUCUUUAUGUACCUGGUGGCCAUCUCGGGCAACUGUCUCAUCCUGAUAAUCAUUAAGACCAACCAUCAUCUACACACACCCAUGUACUAUCUGUUGUCCUUUCUGGCCCUCACUGACCUAGGACUGUCGGUGUCCACCUUGCCCAGCACUAUGGGGAUCUUUUGGUUCAACUACCAUGGAAUCCACUUUGUAGCCUGUCAAAUCCAGAUGUUCUGCAUACACUCUUUUUCCUUCUUGGAAUCUUCAGUGCUCCUUGUCAUGUCUUUCGACCGCUUUGUGGCCAUUUGCCACCCCUUAAGAUAUUCAGUCAUAAUCACCGGUCAGCGAGUAGUUAGAAUUGGUCUGGUUGUAAUUUUCAGGGGUCCUGUAGCCCUUGUUCCCCUUGUCGUCAAACUGAAAUAUUUUCCCUACUGUGGUUCCCGAGUCCUAUCUCACUCAUACUGCCUACACCAGGAAGUGAUACACUUGGCCUGCACAGACACUACUUUUAAUAACUUAUAUGGGCUGGGAGUGGUGGUAUUCACUGUAAUGCUAGAUCUGGUGCUGAUUGCACUGUCCUACGGGCUCAUCCUUAAAACAGUGGCAGGAUUGGCCUCCCGAGAAGAGCGCCUUCGAGCUUUCCAAACAUGCACCUCACAUCUCUGUGCUGUGCUGGUUUUCUUUGUGCCCAUGGUGGGAUUGUCCCUGGUGCACCGCUUUGGGAAACAUGCUCCGCCUGCUGUCCACCUCUUCAUGGCCAACGUGUACCUCUUUGUACCUCCCAUGCUUAACCCAAUCAUUUAUAGUAUUAAGACCAAGGAGAUCCGCCGUACCAUUAUCAAGUACUUGGGACUUAGAAAGAGCAAUACUGAAUCCUGGGGCUAA